Molecule: messenger RNA, 1506 nt
Organism: Cylindrotheca closterium
Lineage: Eukaryota; Bacillariophyta; Bacillariophyceae; Bacillariales; Bacillariaceae
Source: the annotation of a GenBank genome assembly
AUGAAGUCAUCCAACCACGAAGCCACCUCCACCACCGUCGACAUCGAAGUCGCGGCACCGAAUGACCACAAGUGGAUCGAUGGCGAUGACCUCUUUGGUGUCAAUCUUAACGAUGGUAUGGACGAACUGACCGAGAUAUCUGACAUUGAAACUGGUUCAUCUGACGACGACUUGGUCGUCCAUGAGCUCGGCGAUGACCUCGUUGAUGUCAACCUGGACGACGAUGUGGACGAAAUGACAGAGGAAUCUGAUAUUGAAACUUGUCUCUCUGGCAACGAUUUGGUUGCCUCUGAACCCGGCGACGACCUCGUUGAUGUCAACCUGGACGAUGAUGGCGACGAACUCACCGAGAAAUCGGAUGUCGAAACUGAUGCUUCUGAUGACGACCUGACUGCGCUUGAAAUUGAAGUCGAGGCUUUCAGAGUCGCCCUUCUCGCUACUCUUGGUGCCAAUAACGAGAUGGAUCCUCGCUUGAGGCGCAUUGCCUGUGACUUUGCCUUUGCCCAAUCGGAACGAGCUCGCACAGGGCGACCGCUUCUCGUAGUUUCGACCAUUGAAAUCUUUGGUCACCUAGGUGACAUUCGAGCCGACAUUCGAUGGGCUGAAGAUGCGGCUCGACGAAGAGAAAAUCAUGAAACAUGUGUCAGCUGGGAAGACUCUGAAAAAAAGAGGAAGCAAAUGAGAUGGAAACGCUCCUACCUGACCUAUACCAUUAUAAUUUCACAUUUCGCCAUGAUGGUAUACGAGUUCUAUUUGAGUGAUUGGACCGCAGAACCAAUGAAGACAAAUAAAAGCUUUGGACCAUCAAGCGAUGUUAUGUUCCGAGCUGGGUCUAUGCGUGCUUUCGACAUGAUUCAGAAUGGAAAUUGGUACCGACUUUUGACGGCAACUUUCUGUCACGCUGGGUUGAUUCACUACAUUGCAAAUGACCUUGGUAUUUGUCACCUUGGAAGUAUUUUUGAAGCAAAUCAUGGAAAAAUUUGGCUGGCCCUAGUUUAUUUUAUCCCAGCCGUUGCUGCCAAUGUAUUGUCGGCACUUUUCCACCCAUCAGGUGUUUCGCUUGGUGCUUCAGGGGCUUUGUUUGGCCUAUAUGGAGCUUGCCUGGCUGACAUUGUUGUGAAUUGGAAGUUGAUGUUCCUUGUAUUUAAGGACCACCCUGGCGUGUCCAAGCGCUAUUUGAAGCUAAAGCGCGCCUGUUUCAUCUUUCUUGAAGUGAUCGGAAAUAUGGCUUUCGGCCUCAUUCCCAUGAUUGACAAUUUUGCUCACUUGGGAGGCGUUUUUUAUGGGUCUCUCAUCGGAUAUUGCAUCCUGCAGCCUUUGCCACUUUCCUUCUUUGGCAAGAGAAAACGAUCUAGUUCAACAUGCAGGAGCGUCGUGUCCCGCUUCAUUGCGGCUGCUAUUAUGAUAUCGGCAGUUGCUUACUCCAGUGUGAAGCUAAGCCAGAGCGAUGGAAUAACAGUUCCAUACCCACUCGUCAACUAUUACAUCAGUGGUUAUCCGAUAUGA